Messenger RNA from Lineus longissimus, 1374 nucleotides. RefSeq names its product glutaredoxin-3-like. Gene Ontology annotation, biological process: intracellular iron ion homeostasis. NCBI's taxonomy places the organism in Eukaryota, Metazoa, Nemertea, Pilidiophora, Heteronemertea, Lineidae. Bases 41 to 1060 code for a protein of 339 amino acids. The record is from RefSeq and is a predicted model, not a curated record. The transcript is spliced from 8 exons. Gene Ontology annotation, cellular component: cytosol; nucleus.
UGUAACAAGUCGCGGAGGAUCGCUCACACAGAAAGUCAAAAUGUUGCUAAAACCGUCUAAUUCAUCAGAGUUCAAUAAAAUCUUGUCUGAUUAUAAAUCGUGUGUACUUGUGGUACACUUCUCUGCAGAAUGGUCCAAACAAUGUGAGCAGAUGAAUGAAGUACUUGCAGAGAUAAUGAAGGAUGUCCCUUCUGUCAAUAUCAAGUUCAUUGUAGUUGAGGCCGAGGGACUACCAGAGGUCUCCCAAAAAUAUGAGAUAGAGGCUGUACCAACUUUUGUGUUCAUCAAAGACGACAGUGUAGUAUAUCGCUUGAAUGGUGCUCAUCCUCCUGAACUGACCAAAAAAGUGAAAACGUUUGCUGAAAGUAUGACAGGAGUUGCUACUGCCUCGUCUCCACCUGCAGAAGAGGAUUUGAAUGCUCGGUUGAAGACGGUAAUAAAUCAAAGCCCAGUUAUGCUGUUCAUGAAGGGAACUCAAGCGGAACCAAAAUGUAAAUUCAGCAGAGAAAUAGUCGGCAUCUUUAAACAAGAGAACGUGAAGUAUGGAUCUUUUAAUAUUCUAGAAGACAACAGUGUUAGAGAAGGUUUGAAAAAAUAUUCCAACUGGCCCACAUACCCUCAGCUUUAUAUCGAUGGUGAGCUGAUUGGUGGUCUGGACAUUAUCAAACAGAUGAUUGAAGACAAUGAGUUCCAAUCUUCUCUUCCUAAGACUGGGAGUAAAGAUAACGAGUCCCAAUCUGUUCUUCCUAAGUCUGGAAGUUUGGAUGACAGGUUAAAAGCACUAGUCAACAAAGCUCCAGUUAUGCUAUUCAUGAAGGGAUCCCCUGAUGCGCCUCAGUGUGGAUUUAGUCGGACCACAGUUGGUAUCCUGAAUGACACAGAGGUAAAGUAUGAAACGUUCGACAUCCUUAAAGAUGAAGAAGUACGGCAGGGUCUUAAGAAGUUCUCUGAUUGGCCAACUUAUCCACAACUUUACGUAAAUGGAGAAUUGAUUGGUGGAUUAGAUAUCAUACGAGCGCUGUUGGACUCUGAAGAAUUGGAAUCAACUUUAGGAUUGUAAGGGAUAGAGAUUUUCAAGGAUUUAGGAGUCUGUCAUUCGUUCGACUUCAGAAGGAACUAUUAUGGCGCUGGACUAAUUGUGCUGGACAGUUAACUGUGCUAAACACGUUUUUACAAAGUCUGUUGAAAUUAUAACAAUGUGGUUGUUUUAUGCUCAUUGUCAGCUUCUACUCUGCAUAUUAGAUGGGGACAGAAAGCAUAGCUCUGCUGAUGUCCCUGUUGUACUUCACAACCAUUUAGUGCCUGUUAGUGAUGCAUCGCAUGUGAAAUGAAGGCGAGGCCUCGAACUAAAUAAAGCUAUGAACGUGUCUUACA